AUGGCGGAAUCAAGCUCUUCUCUCCCUCCUCUUUGUGAAAAGAUCUCAUACAAAAGCUGUCUUCAAAGAGCUGCGGAUCUCACGAUUCUCGGCCUUCUCUUUUCUCUUCUCUUGCACCGAAUCCUAUAUAUGACCCAAAACGACAACGUUUGGCUUGUGGCUUUCCUUUGUGAAUCUUGUUUCUCAAUCGUAUGGCUUCUUACGACCUGCAUAAAAUGGAGUCCUGCUGAAACUAAAACCUAUCCAGAUAGAAUUGAUGAAAGGGUUCAUGACCUUCCUUCGGUAGAUAUCUUCGUGCCCACAGCGGAUCCGGUUCGAGAACCGCCAAUUAUCGUUGUGAACACCGUGCUUUCGCUGUUAGCUAUAAAUUAUCCGACCAAUAAACUAGCUUGCUAUGUGUCGGACAAUGGAUGCUCGCCUCUCACUUACUUCUCUCUCAAGGAAGCUUCUAAGUUCGCAAAGAUUUGGGUUCCGUUCUGCAAGAAAUACAACGUUAGAGUUAGAGCUCCUUUUCGAUAUUUCUUAAACCCGCUAGCCACAACAAAGGGUUCUGAAUUCAGUGGAGAUUGGCAAAUGACGAAGAGGGAGUACGAGAAGUUAUGCCGGAAAGUGGAAAUUGCCACCGGAGAUUCCCAUUGGUCGGAUGCAGAUGAUGACUUUGAAGCUUUCUCAAACACAAAACCAAAUGAUCAUUCAACAAUAGUUAAGGUGAUAUGGGAAAAUAAGGGAGGUGUGGGAGACGUAACAGAGGUCCCUCAUUUUGUAUACAUUUCAAGAGAGAAAAGACCAAAUUACCUUCAUCACUAUAAAGCUGGAGCCAUGAAUUUUCUGGUAAGAGUGUCAGGCUUGAUGACAAAUGCACCAUACAUGUUGAAUGUAGACUGCGACGUGUAUGCAAAUGAAGCCGAUGUUGUGCGACAAGCUAUGUGUGUAUUUCUACAAGGAUCAUCGAAUCCAAACCAUUGUGCUUUUGUUCAAUACCCUCAAGAGUCCUACGAUUCAACCACCGAUACACUCACCGUAUUCCAAUCAUUUAUGGUAAGAGGACUUGCGGGAAUCCAAGGACCAAUAUAUUUGGGCUCAGGGUGCUUUCACACUAGAAGAGUUAUGUACGGUUUAUCGCCGGAAGAUGUAGAAGCCAAUGAAAGUCUUUCUUAUCUUGCUACAAGGGAGCUUUUGGCCGCGGAUAGUUUGCCAAGAGGAUUUGGGAAUUCCAAAGAGAUGGUGAAAUCGGUGGUCGAGGCAUUACAAAGAAAAUCAAACCCCCAACAUAUCCUUACAAACUCCAUAGAAGCGGCUCAAGAAGUGGGACAUUGUGAUUACGAGUAUAAAACCAAUUGGGGCAAAACCUUCAACAAGCAAAGUCCGUUGCUAGGAAUGUUUCGUCGUAAAUUAAGAUUCCGACAGCGACUAGCUUAUCUUUGUGUUCUCGUUUGUCUGAGGUCAAUCCCUGAGCUAUUUUAUUGUCUCUUGCCUGCUUAUUGCCUACUCCACAACUCUGUCUUGUUUCCCAAGGGACCUUGUGUAGGCAUAAUAAUCACACUUCUUGGGAUGCACUCUCUCUAUACUCUAUGGGAAUUUAUGAGCCUCGGUUAUUCCAUACAAUCGUGGUUGGUCUCCCAGUCACUUUGGAGAAUAAUAGCGACUAGUAGUUGGUUAUUUAGCAUCUUUGAUAUCACUCUCAAGCUUUUUGGAAUCUCGAAGACGGUGUUCAUAAUCACUAAAAAGACUAUGAGCGAGACUAUAGAAGGAUCUGGACUUAGACCAUCUCAAGGAGAAGAUGAUGGUCCAAACUCAGGUAAAUUUGAAUUUGAUGGCUCAGUCUAUUUCUUGCCUGGCACAUUUAUUGUGUUGGUGAAUCUAGCGGCUCUAGCCGUUUUUUCGGUGGGUUAUAGUCUCGGUAAUCCGGGUUUGGCAGAGGCUUGUGGAUGUAUUUUGGUGGUUAUUUUGUUCUUUCCAUUUCUAAAAGGUUUGUUUGAGAAGGGAAAAUAUGGCAUCCCAUUGUCUACUCUUUGUAAAGCUGCCUUUUUAGCUGUUUUAUUUGUUGUUUUCUCUUUGGGAAAGUGA
Camelina sativa (false flax) is the source of this 2067-nucleotide messenger RNA. NCBI's taxonomy places the organism in Eukaryota, Viridiplantae, Streptophyta, Magnoliopsida, Brassicales, Brassicaceae. The record is from RefSeq and is a predicted model, not a curated record.